Molecule: messenger RNA, 1333 nt
Organism: Copidosoma floridanum
Lineage: Eukaryota; Metazoa; Arthropoda; Insecta; Hymenoptera; Encyrtidae
Product: ubiquitin thioesterase otubain-like
Biological process (GO): protein K48-linked deubiquitination
Cellular component (GO): nucleus
Molecular function (GO): ubiquitin binding; cysteine-type deubiquitinase activity
Source: RefSeq, a predicted model, not a curated record
UGCAACAUAGCGCAAAUUGUGACGCGUUGAUUUCGGCAUUGGUGUUUGUCGGGAUCCAGAUUGUUGAAUUAUUUCGACUUUUUUCAUCCAAAUGUCUGUCGUUGAGUAGUGAUACCGAACAACCGACAAAUAAAACACCCCCUCGUCCGAGGUAUAUCAACAGUCGCCGAGUAAUGGAAGACGAAACGGAGCAACCCAAAUCAGGAGAGACAACAGAAGUCAAUCAGGAUGAGCUCAUCCUUCAGCAACAGAGGCGCAUCGAGAAAGAGAUUCAAGACAGUAUAUCUCUGGUUGGGCAAAAGGAGUCCCUGAAAGCUCUGGAAAAAGAAUACGAAGGGGACAUAGUGUACUUAACAAAGGCCAAGGUCCUAGCUGAGACUUAUUCGUAUUUCAGAAAGACGAGGCCUGAUGGCAACUGUUUCUUCCGAGCUUUUAGCUACGCCUAUUUGGAAAAGCUAAUCAACAAUAAGGAGGAAUACAAAAAAUUUCACACAUAUGCGCUAACAAGUAAAGAUAAACUGCUUGCGUUAGGUUUUCCCAAGUUUACAGUCGAUGAUUUUCACGACACGUUUAUGGAAGUUAUUGAAAAAGUCGGUACUGCAGAAGAUGGCUCUGCAGAGCUUCAUAAACUGUUCAACGACCAAGGAUUUUCAGAUUAUGUUGUGGUUUAUCUACGGUUAAUAACUUCUGGACAGCUACAAAAGGAAAAGGACUUUUAUCAGAAUUUUAUUGAAGGUGGUCGGACUGUCGAAGAAUUUUGUCAUCAGGAAACUGAGCCAAUGUAUAAAGAGUCUGAUCACAUUCACAUUAUUGCCAUGAGCAGUGCAUUAGGUACCUGUAUUCGUGUACGAUAUAUGGAUAGAACUGCUGGUACUGAAGUAGUAGCACAUGAUUUUCCUGAAGGAUCCAUACCAACGGUUCAUUUACUGUAUCGACCAAAUCACUAUGAUAUUUUGUACCCUUGAUAAUUAUGUUGACUGGAAUAUCUGAUUUUUUUUUACUUAACAUAUAAGUCACAAUUGAAUAUCUGUGAAGUUGCUCUUAAUAUCGGAGGUUUAUCGUCUUUUGUAAUGGUUGGAUAAAUUUUUUUUAAUAAUUAUUUUCGUCGUACAUCUUAGCCAUUAACUCUAUUUUACUAAUUUUAUAAGAGAAUUUGUUGGACUAUUGCACUCAAGAGUUAAUUAUCUUUUUAAGAUGUUUAACUCAAAGAACUUGCAAUUUGUGAUUAAUUUUUAAUAUCCGGUGAAUUUAAUUGUAUAAUACUGUUCUUACAACCUACAAUUUUUACCAAUAUAUUUUCCCAAACAAAAAAUAAAAAAGAUUUAGUACUUUA